UCAGCCACUCUAUGACUGACAACCUUGGGACAUGAAGUGGAUACUGUUCUUUGGCGCCUUUAUUGGGCCCAGCGUCUGCGGCCGAGAAAAGUUUUUUGGGGACUAAGUUUUUAGGAUUAAUGUCAGAAAUGGAGACGAGAGCAGCAAACUAAGUCAGCUGUUGAAUUCAGACAACUUUAAGCUCAACGUCUGGAAAUCUCCCUCCACCUUCAGUCAUCCUGUGGAUGUCCUGGUCCCAUCUGUCAGUCUGCAGCCAGUCAAAUCCUUCCUGAAGUCCCAGGGCUUAGAGUACUCAGUGACAAUUGAAGACCUGCAGGCCCUUUUAGAUAACGAAGAUGAAGAAAUGCGACACAAUGAAGGGCAAGAACGGAGCAAUAAUAACUUCAACUAUGGAGCCUACCAUUCCCUGGAAGCUAUUUACCAUGAGAUGGACAACAUUGCCGGAGAGUUUCCUGACUUGGCGUGCAGGGUGAAGAUUGGGCAUUCGUUUGAAAACCUCAUGUAUGUACGGAAGUUCAGCACUGUAGAAGGCAGGCGGCGGCUGGCCAUUUGGCUGAACGCAGGCAUCCAUUCCCGGGAGUGGAUCUCACCGGCUACGGCCAUCUGGACUGCAAGGAAGGUUGUAUCUGAUUAUGGGAAAGAUCCAGCCAUCACCUCCAUCUUGGAGAAGAUGGAUAUUUUCUUGUUGCCUGUGGCCAAUCCUGAUGGAUAUUUAUACAUGCAAAUUGAAAACCAAUUUUGGAGGAAGACACGAUCCCUAAAUUCUGGAAGCUCCUGCAUUGGCGCUGAUCCAAAUAGAAAUUGGAACUCUAGUUUUGCAGGAGAGGGAACCAGUGACAACCCUUGCUCUGAAGUGUACCAUGGACCCCAUGCCAAUUCGGAAGUGGAGGUGAAAUCGGUGGUAGAUUUCAUCCAAGAACACGGGAAUUUCAAAUGCUUCAUCGACCUGCAUAGCUACUCACAGCUGCUAAUGUAUCAGUAUGGGUAUACGGUCAACAAGGCCUCAGAUGCUGAGGAGCUGGACGAGGUGGCAAGGCAUGCAGCCAAAGCUCUUGCUUCCCUGUCGGGCACUGUCUACCGAGUGGGUCCUACCUGCACCACUGUCUAUCCAGCUAGCGGGAGCAGUACUGACUGGGCGUAUGAUAAUGGCAUCAAGUAUGCAUUCACUUUUGAGUUGAAAGGUACUGGGCACUAUGGCUUCCUCCUGCCAGCCAACCAGAUCAUCCCCACUGCAGAGGAGACGUGGCUGGGGCUGAAGACCAUCAUGGAGCACGUGCGGGACAACCUCUACUAGAGGAGGAAACCCACUCUGUCUACAUUUAUUUAUCCUGUGUAUGCGCACACGCUGAGGCUGUAUUAAGGGAGCUCAUUCCUUCCCAUGUAAGUCAGAGCCCUCUGGCUUUGUAGCCAGCACAGGUCAGCCCCUCUCCAGCCCCUCUCCAGCCCCUCUCCCUGAAGUUCGUGCAUUCCUGUGGGGCACCUGAGAGAAGCGCUUCUGUCACCCCGCUGCUUUCCGGUCCUGCUGUUUCACUGAGCAUUUUAUAUACUUUCCUUCCACACAGCUGGUUGGGCAGGCCACAAUGGGGAUCACCUUUACCGGGUGGCAUGUGUCUACCUCAUUUUUAGCACAAAAGGACAUCUGAGAUGGUUCUCUAGCCUCAUCCAAUCUAGCCAGCUGGUGACCUUGCUCUUGUAGGGGUCCCGAGGGAGGUGCUGUGGGAGACAAGGCUUAUCUUUUAGAUGGGUCUCAAAGAUGACACAGAACUUCCUUUAAUUUAUCUUACUCCUUCUUGAACAUAUUUUUCUUUGAAAAAUAAAUCCUGUAG
This is a messenger RNA of Ceratotherium simum simum (southern white rhinoceros), 1826 nucleotides long. It is a transcript of the gene CPA4, whose product is annotated as carboxypeptidase A4. Gene Ontology annotation, molecular function: zinc ion binding; metallocarboxypeptidase activity. Lineage: Eukaryota; Metazoa; Chordata; Mammalia; Perissodactyla; Rhinocerotidae. Gene Ontology annotation, biological process: proteolysis. The record is from RefSeq and is a predicted model, not a curated record.